AUGCCACCUUCAGAUACAGGCAAAUUAUGGGGCGGUCGUUUCAGCGGAUCAGUCGAUCCACUCAUGGUCGAGUACAAUCAAUCGAUUUACUACGAUCGCAUCUUUUACAAGCAAGACAUUGCAGGCUCGAUUGCGUGGGCAAGAGCAAACAAGAACGUGGGCAUUCUAUCGGAUGAUGAGUACAAAAGGAUCGUUGAAGGCUUGAAGGAGGUAGAAAAAGAAUGGGAAGAUAAUACAUUUGAGAUCAAACCGGGCAUUGACGAGAACGCUCAGCCCGUCCGCUGGUCACACUGGCUGUGCUCUUACGCCCUCGCCUUCGCUUCCGACCUCGAACGCCUCCUUGAAGUCACCAAACGUGUCAACAAGUCUCCGCUAGGAUGUGGAGCUUUAGCUGGCAACCCUUUCGGUGUUGACAGAGACGCGAUAGCGAAGGAGCUAGGCUUUGAAGGCCUAUUGAUGAAUUCGCUGGGAGCGGUAGCGGAUCGUAAAUUCGCUUUGGAGACAAUGCAGUGGGCUGCGGAACUGAUGACCGACAUUUCGAGAAUAAGUGAAGACUUGAUACUGUACGGGAGUGCGCAAUAUGGGUUUGUUAGGUUGGCGGACGCGUACAGCACGGGAAGUUCCCUCAUGCCUCAGAAGGCAAAUCAGAAAAAUUCCGACUCCCUCGAACUUCUUCGAGGCAAAUCGGGUCGUGUAAUCGGGCAGAUGGUUGGCUUGAAUUGCACAAUCAAAGGCCUCCCCAGUACCUAUAACAAAGAUCUUCAAGAGUCUGUCGAGCCGCUGAUUGACUGCGUAAAGACUGUCUCCGACUCUGUUCGCAUUCUUAAUGGAGUCAUCUCAACUCUUGAUAUCUUCCCUAACAAGAUGCUCGCCGCACUAGAGCCAGGAAUGCUAGCCACCGAUCUCGCGGACUAUCUGGUCAAAAAGGGAGUGCCGUUCAGGGAGGCACAUCAUGUCAGUGGGCAGGUUGUAUCGCUGACAGAGAGUAAGGGGAUAGCGAUGGAUCAGCUGAGUCAUAAAGAUUUGCAGGGAGUUGAUCGUAGAUUAGGUUCGGAUUUCGUCUUUGAUUAUGAGAGCAGUGUGGAGAUGCGGACGUCGAAAGGGGGUACGAGUAAGUCAAGUGUGAGGGAACAGAUAGAGCUGCUGAAAACUUUGGUUUCUGAGAGCUGA
Messenger RNA from Bacidia gigantensis, 1170 nucleotides. RefSeq lists its product as uncharacterized. Gene Ontology annotation, molecular function: argininosuccinate lyase activity. The record is from RefSeq and is a predicted model, not a curated record. Gene Ontology annotation, cellular component: cytosol. The transcript has 3 exons. Bases 1 to 1170 code for a protein of 389 amino acids. Lineage: Eukaryota; Fungi; Ascomycota; Lecanoromycetes; Lecanorales; Ramalinaceae.